This is a messenger RNA of Homo sapiens (human), 2418 nucleotides long. RefSeq names its product ring finger protein 166 (gene RNF166). Gene Ontology annotation, biological process: protein ubiquitination. Gene Ontology annotation, molecular function: ubiquitin protein ligase activity; ubiquitin-protein transferase activity. NCBI's taxonomy places the organism in Eukaryota, Metazoa, Chordata, Mammalia, Primates, Hominidae. The record is from RefSeq and is marked validated. The transcript has 6 exons. Gene Ontology annotation, cellular component: cytoplasm. The coding region runs from base 965 to 1351 and encodes 128 amino acids.
AGUCACUGGAAACUAGGCCGAUAGAGCACCCACCCUGUGGGUGCCUCGUUCUGCCUCCUGCUCCUCGGGCCCAGCCGCCCUGCCAGUCGGGCUGGGUUCCCUCUUGUGUCUUUCCUGAGUCCUUCCGGGGAGGACGAGGCUGUCUUCCUCCCAGCCAACCUUCUGGGCACCUUUCCUCUCUUCCCAAGCUCUGCCUGGGACCCUUUUCCUUCCCCUCAGCCCGUGGCCGUGCUGUGCAGCCGAGCCCCGGCCUGGUCUCUGGCAGCUCAGGGUUCACUCAGGAGGUGCACCAUCCAGUCGUUUCCAGUGUGUUUGCAAUUAUGCAACAAUCGAUGCAAUUCUAGAAGAUUCUUCCCACUCCAGAAAGAAACCCAGGACUCUCCCCCUCGCCUGGCACCCACCCGUCUGCUUUCUGGUCACUGGGUUUCUCUCUGCUGGACGUUGAGCGUGAGUGGACCCCCACGACACGGGUGGGACGUGCUUGCUGUCUGCCCUGCACUGUUUUCCAGGCCUUCCGGUGCGUGGUGGGGCUGCACGCCUCUUCCCGGCCGAACGCCCUUUCCAUGGGUGUGCACGCCACGCCGUCUCUUCAUCCGUUUACCGACGGGCACCUGAGCUGCUUCCGCUUCUCCUGCCAUGAGUGCCUGAGUAUGGGGGUCCCCUGAGGCCUCCCCAGGUGGACCAUCUUGCCAGCACCUUCCUCCCGUGAACGGGUGAAGUAGGCGGCCCCCCCGGCUCAAAUCCAGGGGUCAGUGCCAGGGAUGACCCUGGAAAUAUCUGCUGGGGCGCCUGGUUCUGCGGGGAGUGUCUCCAGCCCUGCCUGCAGGUGCCAUCCCCGCUGUGCCCACUCUGCCGCCUGCCCUUCGACCCCAAGAAGGUGGACAAGGCCACCCACGUGGAGAAGCAGCUCUCAUCCUACAAAGCGCCCUGUCGAGGCUGCAACAAAAAGGUGACCCUGGCAAAGAUGAGAGUGCACAUUUCGUCCUGCCUGAAGGUCCAGGAGCAGAUGGCCAACUGCCCCAAGUUCGUCCCCGUGGUGCCCACAUCACAGCCUAUCCCCAGCAACAUCCCCAACAGGUCCACCUUCGCCUGCCCGUACUGUGGUGCCCGCAACCUGGACCAGCAGGAGCUGGUGAAGCACUGUGUGGAAAGCCACCGCAGCGACCCCAACCGCGUGGUGUGCCCCAUCUGCUCGGCAAUGCCCUGGGGGGACCCCAGCUACAAGAGCGCCAACUUCCUGCAGCACCUGCUUCACCGACACAAGUUCUCCUACGACACCUUUGUGGACUACAGUAUUGACGAGGAGGCCGCCUUCCAGGCUGCUCUGGCCCUGUCUCUCUCUGAGAACUGAAGGGAAGCGCAGCCACCCGCCUGCGUCUGGGGUCAGGGAUGUCCCCGCUCCUGUGUCGCACCUGGCACCUGCUCGGGAGCGCACCUCACCGGACUGAGCUCACAGGAGGAGCCUGCACCCGCGCAGAAGGGGAGCCGGGGCCGAGCCUCCGGGCCUGAAUACGGGCCAGCCGCCGAGGCCGCCAGAGCAGGGCCGCCUGGUCCCACCGGCGUCGCUGGGUUCUUCGGUGCUUCUGGCCGAGCAGGCGGCCUACUUGGGCAGGGCUGGACGCUGGGACCUGGAGCUGCCGCCGUCUCUUCAAAGCCAUGAUACCCCCUCGUGGGAAGAAGGGACCGACGCGCGAGUCGCGCUCCGCAGUCGAGCCGGGAGGAACCCAGGCUGCUGCCCUGCCCAGCCCGACCCUGCCCCGGCCCCACUUCCACCUUGCGCAUUUGGUACUGGCUUUUGUGAUACUUAGGAACCCUGGCAUCUUUUCUAUAUUAUCCAGUGUGAUAAUCUUUUCACGUUUUAUAGAGCAAAGACAGAGCAGUUACUCUUCAUAUUGCAAUAUCUGUGUUUGACUAGGAAUAAUAGUAUUUUUAUGGAACAUUUACAAAAUUAUAUUUUUUAAGAAAACAAUCAAAACAAGCAUUGGGGGAUUGGGGCAAGGAUGGAAGGAGCAGUGGGGCAGCUGCCAGAGCUCAGGCGAGCCAUGGGGUCUGCUGUGGGGUCUGCCCUGGCCACCCACUGUGUGUCUGGGUCCUUGAGGUUUGUACGUUUCUCUUUGAUGACCAGGAAGAAAUCCCAGCACCCCAGCCACAGGCUGUGGCUGCUCCCAGCAGAGGCGGGGCCGGCAGAGAAGGGGCCUCCUCCACCCAGAGUCCUGGCCUUGGCCCGCUGUCACCUUCAAAGCUGACUGUGCCCCGCUGCGGGAGGGGACGGCACCCCAGUGGUGGCAGAGCUUGGGGGCCUGGGCAGGGGCCCGCUUGGCGGGCCGGGCAACACGUCAACAUUCUUUUCUGUUCUUGGCAUUAAUUAUUGCUGUCUUUUUUUUAAAAAAAAAAGUUUAAAUAAAAUGUCUCAGAGCA